AUCACCUCAUCAGUCAUCAAGCUGCCUUCUUCCUUCCUUAGCUUCUUCUUCCUCUUGCUAUUUUGCUACUAGCUCCCCUCCCCCAUUCCCCUAUAAAGCCCUCACUUAUGUGACCACUCAUGGGCUCCCUCUCCUCUCCCCCUCCCUCUCUCUGAGCUCAGAGACAGCAUCAGCUUCUCUUGCUACUAGCUACCUAGCUUAGCUAGGUUUACAUACAGCUGCACUUGCUCUGCUGAGGAGCUCGUCUACAGUGUGUGUGGUCGUUGCUGUACCGAGAGGCAAGCUGCAAGAAGAGGUCGCCGGGGUCGGCGCUGUCCGUGAACGUGGGCUGCCGGCCGGCAUGGACAACAUCACGCACAACUCCAGCAGCAGCAGCUCAUGGGAUUUGGACAUGAGUCUCGGCAGCCACCACCACCCUCUCCUCUUCGACAGCCACCACCCCAACCCAGGGCCGCCGCCGCCGCCGCCAUUACCCUUCCACCUCUCCUCCUCCCAUCCUGCACACCACCACCCUCCACCGCAUCCUGCACACCACCACCACCACCAUCCCGGCUUGGAUCCUUCGCCGUCUUCCUCCCUGUUCCCACAACCGCACCACCACCACCACCACCACCGGCUCCACCACCUCGGCCUUGACCUCGACCCCGCCUCCCAUUCCCACGGCCACCACCGGCACCACGAGUUCGGCGAGCAGCAGGAGCCCGGCGGCGGCGGCGGCGGCGGCGGCGGAGAGGAGCAUCAGGAGGAGAUGAGGCAGCAGCAGCAGCACGAGGCGGGCGGCGGCGGGCAGGAGGACCGCGGCGGCGGCGGCGCCGCCGAGGACGUCGAGGAGGAGCUGGGCGCCAUGAAGGAGAUGAUGUACCGGAUCGCCGCCAUGCAGCCGGUGGACAUCGACCCGGCCACCAUCAAGAAGCCCCGGCGCCGCAACGUGCGCAUCAGCGAGGACCCGCAGAGCGUGGCGGCGCGGCACCGGCGCGAGCGGAUCAGCGAGCGCAUCCGCAUCCUGCAGCGCCUCGUCCCCGGCGGCACCAAGAUGGACACCGCCUCCAUGCUCGACGAGGCCAUCCGCUACAUCAAGUUCCUCAAGCGCCAGGUGCAGGAGCUCCAGCACCAGCCGUCGCCGACGCAGCAGCAGUACCCGGCGUCCGCCGGAGCCGGCCCCAGCACCUCAGUCGUGGGCGUGGCGGCGCCAGGGCGACCCGGCGGCGGGCCACCGUUCCUGCCGCUGGGUCCAGGGCCGCUUAUUGACUGGGCCGGUCUCGUCAGGCCCGUCGACAUACACGGGCCGACGUCGUCUUCGUCCUCGUCGUCGAUGGGCGGCGCCCAUGCCGCCCUAGGCUUCGGCUUCAGCAGCGCUGGCGGCCAGAGCAGCCAUGGAAUGCACUGAGCAAAGCGAUGAGGGGGAAUUAAUUAAUGGAGCUUCCUUUGCUUAAUUUGUAGCGGAUCGGAUUAACUAGGAAUCAUCAUUCUAUCCAUGAUAGACGAUGAUGCAUGGUGGAUGGAGAUGACGAACUAGAGAUAUAUCAGAGGUAAUUUUGAUUUGAUCAUAAUAUAAUCAUUCUAGUUUGUAGCUAGCUAGCUGUUGUGCUACUAUGGUCGAGGGUAGUUAAUCCAUGUGUUCCUGAUCAGUUGGUUUCUCUCUCUGGUACGGUACGGUGUUAA
Messenger RNA from Sorghum bicolor (sorghum), 1662 nucleotides. RefSeq names its product transcription factor bHLH7. The transcript has a single exon. Lineage: Eukaryota; Viridiplantae; Streptophyta; Magnoliopsida; Poales; Poaceae. The record is from RefSeq and is a predicted model, not a curated record. Gene Ontology annotation, biological process: regulation of DNA-templated transcription. Gene Ontology annotation, molecular function: DNA-binding transcription factor activity; protein dimerization activity. The coding region runs from base 341 to 1387 and encodes 348 amino acids.